AUGGAUGACGACAGAGAAAGAGGAGCAGUUAAGCUUUCCUUCUUCACUUCUUGUCUUAAGAACAGAGAAGAAAUGAAACUCAUGGAUUGUAUGCCCACCCUUCCUCAGGAAAAAAGCUCUGCAUGCCAGGCUAGAAGAGGAGGAUUCCUGUCAGCCACUCUAUUACUGACACUUCUCUCCGGCGGCCUAGCACUGGUCUCGUUGUACCAAGUGUUCACCCUGCAGGCUGAGUUGGGGAGUCUCCGGCAUGAACUCCAGGCUUAUCAGAGCAGAACUGAGCAACCGCAGGGCCUGAAGGAGGAGAAAGCAGGAACCCACCCUACUAUUCUUCAGUCAGAAGCUGCUGCCAUCACAGGACUGCAAGAACUCGGGGUACACUCUAUCACAGAAGAAACCAACCUUAGACAAAGCAUAAGGAACAGAAGAAGUGUUCCAGACUCAGGGGAAACUAGAAUACAAGAUUGCUUGCAGUUGAUUGCUGAUGUUGACAAUCCCACAAUACAAAGAGGUCAUUACACCUUUGUUCCAUGGCUUCUCAGUUUUAAAAGAGGAAGAGCCCUAGAAGAAAGAGAAAAUAAAAUACUUGUCAAAGAAACUGGUUACUUUUUCAUAUAUGGCCAGGUUUUGUACACAGAUACCACCUUUGCUAUGGGACAUCUCAUACAGAGGAAAAAGGUCCACGUUUUUGGGAAUGAGCUGAGUUUGGUGACUUUGUUCCGGUGUAUCCAAAACAUGCCAGCAACUCUCCCUAAUAAUUCCUGUUACACAGCUGGCAUUGCAAAGCUAGAAGAAGGGGAUGAACUUCAACUUGCUAUACCUCGUGAGAAUGCCAAAAUAUCCCAGGAUGGAGAUGGCACUUUUUUUGGUGCACUGAAGCUGCUGUGA
Molecule: messenger RNA, 885 nt
Organism: Dromiciops gliroides (monito del monte)
Lineage: Eukaryota; Metazoa; Chordata; Mammalia; Microbiotheria; Microbiotheriidae
Gene: TNFSF13B
Product: TNF superfamily member 13b
Exons: 6
Coding region: 1-885 (294 amino acids)
Biological process (GO): immune response
Cellular component (GO): membrane
Molecular function (GO): receptor ligand activity; tumor necrosis factor receptor binding
Source: RefSeq, a predicted model, not a curated record